GCUGCGCAUGCGUUAUUCCAUGCAUAGUGGCCGGCCAGAGCGGUGCUGUACUGCGCGUGCGGGACCAGGCCGGAGGGGGGAUACGCAGCAGUGCUCGCACGCAUGCGCCGCAGGAGCCCCGUGCCACGACGGGCCGCGGGCAAACGCUGGUAGUUCCGGCGUGGCCGGUCGCCUCGGAAACGGGCGUCUUCACAAGCUCACACGCGCUUCCGGCAGGGUGCACGCUGGGAACUGUAGUUCUGCGGCGGCGGCUGCGGCCUUGCGGUGCCCGAGCCUGCGGCUGCUUGAGCCCGGCCGCGGCGCAAGCGAGGUUUGGCAGCCUGGAGACUCUGCCGCGUGCCGCCGGCCCCUGCUCUUGGCAGCCAAAGGGAAACACGUGGCUCCGGGCCGGACACGAUUCACCGCACUUCCGCUCCUCCGCCCUGGAAGCGCGGCAGGGCCGGAUCGGAAGCUCGCGUUUUCAUUGGCCGCCCGGAGGUCUGCGGUGAUUGGGUGGAGUGGCCGCAUGGGCGGGGGUCAGCGCCGCACCGCCCUUCUUCGCUUUGAUUGGCCUCUGCCAGGGCAGGCGGGUGGAGGAGCCCGCCCUCCUUCUCCGCACUCUGAUUGGCUCACGGGGAAAGGGGUUCGCGCUCCUCUGUGCGCCGAUUGGUCCGACUCUGAUCCUCCUCGUGCCGGGAGCCCGCCCACAGCAAGCCUCUCGAGCUGGCGGGGCACGUGCCCCUCCUGGCGCCCCGCUGGCCGGCUGCGCGUGCACCCCCAUGCACCCUACCCCGCCCCUGCUUGGGAGGGAGAAGGAAGGCUAAGAAGGCUGUGUCAGGAGCUGGAAGCUGAUCUAGGAGCAGGGCUCAUCUUUGAGGACGACGUUGCCCGCGGUAUGCCGGCCAGGGCUGUCAUUAAGAACGAUGUUCCUGCUACGUUCUGCGUAUCAUCACCAAAUGUUGGUGCCCGAGGCCACCAUCUAGUUCACCUAAUGGUUAGACCGGUUCUGCGCAGCCGGGGGUCUGCAGCGGCAGGUGGGGCUUGGAGGCUUUGUCGCGCGGACAGGCGAGUGCUGGCCUUGCCGGUGGGAAGCGUGUGGUUUCCUGUAGUUGUAUUUAGACUUGGCAAGUGUGGGAAGAUCGCCCUGCUUUCAGAUAUGCUUGCGUAGCCCAGUAAGAGUCCUCGGUUAGCAGCAUUUGAGAAGGCAAAUUCGGGAAAGGUCUGCCAGGAAUAACAUUCGCUGUGCUUAAAAGCAUUUUUUAUGGAGCAGAUUGAAGAGCAAGGGAACGUGGGGGCUCUUGAGGACGUUCGUUGUGUUCUCUUGCCUGUUCGGCCUCCAGCAGAGCGAGAUAUCGGACGGCAGAUGCCCUGGAGUUGGGGGAAUAGAUGUGGAGACUGACCACCGCUCUGAAUCCAGGGGCAAUCCCACCGGCAUCAUGGGGCACGCUCCCAGGAGACAGGGCCCUCCUGGCACAUGUGCGGGCUUGGAGUGUGCCGGCAGGAGGGGCUGGGGGAUGCCGACUCGCCAGCAUCCCUGCCAGGACCUACUGCCUCCGCAGCGUGUACUUGCCCUUCCUCCUUUAGCCCUCGAAGGCUUUUUUUAAAUUGUUAAUACGUCGUCAAGCUUGAGACAAUUUAACUCACUUUCCACGUUAUUUGAUUAGCAGCACGCUAACGUCAUGACAGCUUUUGUGUCCUCUGCCUCGUCCUCUGCUGUGCGGUCUUCCCUGCUCGGCUCUGUUGUAGCGCCUGCCCCAGGAUCUGAGCCGUUCCUUCCCGGGCGCUCGUCGGCAGGUUUAGGCCACCAAAGAUCUUGUUGUCUGCCUCAGUUCCCUUUUCUGGGAAAUGGGAACGAUGCUCCGGGGGCCAAGACAGCAAAGACGGAGAAGUAUUCAAGCACCGUGGUAGUGGAGGCCACGCAGGUACCCAAGCGAGACAGAUACCAUUGCCUAUGUCUGAAGUGCAGACUGUCUCCUGAAUUCCCGUCCUGGCCUCUACAACUCUGCUGGUCGUGGUGUGUUAGAUGGGGAGAGCUCAUAUAUCCUGGCGCUGAGUCCAUCAACUAAGCACCCCUGUUCUUGAUGCAGCACCCCAGCACGGAGGGUGAAGGUGGCUGGGUGGUUUCAGUGUGCACACAGCUUCCCAUAUUUCUGGGGGCUUUUCCUGAUGGCCCAGAAGUUGUUAGCUACACUCCCGCCUGGGAGUUUUGGGGUUUCGGCACAAUGGUCAAAGGCACUGAGAUGAUUAGUGACCAGGCCCAGUCUAUGGCUUUUCCUUUGGUUGGGAUCCCCCUGGCAUCAGUGGGACACAGCCCCGUGGCCAGAGCUGCAGGAUCAGAGUCCUCUUGGAGAGAAUUGCUUUGUGUGUUGGCUUGCAAAAUGCAGUCAAUUCUCCAUCCCCCCCCCUCCCAAGUCCCAAUAUCCCCAUGUCAUGCUGGAGUGUUGCUAUGAACUAAUCCCAGCGCAUGCAGAGGAUUGUCCUUGUCCAAGUGCUCUGUUGAAUCUGAACUGUGAAAUCCCCCCAGAGAUGUCCCCAAGAAAAGAGCACCCGAUUAUUCCUGCCUUGGGCUGCAGUGGUCCUCGAUUAGGAGCAUCACGAGCUGGAUUAGUGGGAGAUGUUCUCCCUCUGCCCCAACCCCAAUCCCAGCAAUCACCAGGAAGUUGCAUCUUCCUGAGCAUCAGCUCUGCAGAAAAGGACCUGGGGGUGACAAGGGACAAGAAGCUGAACAGGAGCCAGCAGUGUGCCCUUGGUGCCAACAAGGCUAACAGCAUCCUGGGCUGCAUUAGUAGAAGCGGUGCCAGCAGAUCGAGGGCAGUGAUUCUUCCCCUCUACUCGGCACUAGUGAGGCUGCAUCUGGAGGAUGGAAAGAGGAUGGAGCCGGACCAUUCUCAGUGGUGGCAGAUGACAGAGCAAGGAGCAAUGGGCUCACGUUUCAGCAAGAGAAAUAGGGAAAACUUUAGGAGAGUAAUAAAACCCUGGAGCAGGUUGCCCAGAGAGGUGGUGCAGUCUCCAUCCUUGGAGGUUUUGAAGACCUGGCUAGACAAAGCCUUGGCUGGGAUGAUCUAGUUGGGGCUGGUCCUGCUUUGGCCUUGUUCACUGAGCACCAGACCAAUGCGUCUGUCAAGGAGCAGAUCAGUCAAGAAAUUGGAACGUAUGAACCGUGGUUGGAGGUCGUGCGAUGAAGGAAGCUGCAAUGGUUUGGACGCAUCACGAGAAGGCUGGAUGCUCUUGCCAACAGCAUAAUGCAGAGCGCAGUGGGGGGAAAGAGAAAAAGAGGUAGACCAAGAAUUGCUGGGGACCAAGAUUAAGGACUGGAUGGGGUUUCAACUGCCAGAGUGCAUGAAGCUAGCCAAACACAGAGGGUUGUUGCAGCAUCUGAGGUGCCCCAACAGCUGUAGUGGCCUCAGGAACGACUUGACUUGGUCCUGGUUGGAGCAGGGGGUCGGACUAGAUGUGACCUCCUGAGGUCCCUUCAACCCUCGUUUUCUACCAUUGUAAGUGCUGUGCUGUCACAGUCCAUGAACUAGCACCAUGCUCUUACUUUUCAGGCCCAGUGACUCCAGAUCCCAGCCCUGGGAUGUCACGGACAGCCACCAGCAGGAUGCUCCAGGGAAUCUCACUCAGUGAAGACGGUGAACGUGAAACUCAUGGUUGAGCUGUUCGGUGAUCAAUUAGUCCGUUUUGGGAAAUCGGUGUACGUCACAGGAGGUGACACAAAGCCCCAGCUCCAGCCCUGCCAAACUUCUUUGGAGAUAAGAAGCAAGAAAAGAGGCAAACCUGAGGGCAUCUCAUUUCAUAAUUGAUAGGAUGUGGAGUCAGGAGAGAAUUCAUCCCCAUGAAGUGGAGGAGGCCAACAGAUGUGAUGUAUUUGUUGACUUGAGCUUGGCCUCAGGAAAUCCUGGCAGCCUGCACGGUGCAUAUUUGGCAGUGAUCUUAGCCCUGGGAAUGGCGAGCUGUCCCUCCUGGAGACACGUCCCAGGGAUUUCCUUAGUCCUGAGCGAUGCUCAUGAGUGAAACCAAGGUCUUAUGCUGAACUUUCCCCGGCUCCUCUCUCCACAGGUGAAGUUACAUGGGUUGUUGGGUGUGGACUGCUGUUUCCAGUCACUUCUGAUGCUCAGCUCCUGCCUAGGGACCAUUGUAUAAUUCCUCAGUCUCACACAGAGAUGCUAAGGUUGUCAAUCGGGAGCUUAGCGCGACUAGUGCCUGUUGUUGGUUUAAUUGUCUUGCUUUUGAGUUCAGUCACUAAUGCCGUGCCCGUGUGUGUCAUUGGAGACAUCCCAGCAAACCUCAGCGGCCAAAGAAAUCAAGCGCAGGCACCGGAUCCAGCACGGAGGAGGUGUCUCGGCACAUCAGGCCAGGGGUCCCUGCAUUUCUGCUGAGGCAGGGACACCUCUGAGUCCUGGCCAGGAAAGAGCAAGGGAAGUUGAGAACUGGAGAGUCUGGCAUCUCCUUGAGUCACUGGAAAAGGUUUUAAGUCUUUUAUCAAAAAAUGGCGUUUCCAGUCCUCCAUUCCAGCACUCGCCAAUGUGAUUAGAAAGCACAAAUCUGCCUUUUGUCUCCUGGGCUGGAUCAUCUUUGCACGACUCCAGACAAGAAUCGUGCAUCUCUAUACAGCAGCCCGCAAUGGCCGGCGUUGCAUCCACCAGCGAGACCUGACAGCAGAGCGGUGUUGGGGGGACCGAGCUCUUCAACCAAGUACCAGGACGAGCUCGUGCGGCGGUUGGAAACGUGCAGCAGAGGGGUGAACAAGCCAGAAUGACCUGGACCAAAGGCAGGAGAGAGGAGGAGCAGGGUUUCAGUUCCAACUAAGCGACGGGACUAGCAGAGUGGGGCGCAGAGCACAGCCUCUCUAUAGCCCAAGCCUUAAUAACCCCCAAGGGUUUCUUCCAACUCUGAUAGCUGCCAUGGGGCAAUUCAAACAAGACCAUGCCCUGCCAGAGGGCAUAACAGAAGUACGGCCACCUUGGGCUAAGCUAUCAACUCUUGCAUUGCUAAGGGAAGAUGGAAAUUUAAGUUCACGGUACCCCAGAGAUACCAGAUUUGUGCCUCAAAAUCAAGAAAGCAUUCUAACGAGGACUCAAAAGAAAAGAGAAAGGAGAACAUUUGGCAUAGCAAACGACUAUAGGAAGAAACCUUCAAUAGAUCAUGGCCUCAGUUACCCAAGUGAGUACAAUGGUGGUUGUAUGAAGCAUGAUCCCUCAGAGGUAUAUAAAGGGUAAAAAGCUCCCAGUGGCACCGAGGAAGGUGGGCAGUGGUCUGUGAUGUGCAAGGAGGAAGGAAGAGAAUACUUUUAUAGAGUUUUGAAAUAUUGAUUUGAAAAGAGUGAACACACUCAUACCCAUCUAUCCAGCUGACCAUUUAUUCUCAAUAAAGGCUUGCCAUAAUGAUUCUUGGAAGUGAAGAGCCCAUGACUGAUUGAUGACAAUGAAAGCUUAUAUAUGGGAAAGAAAGUAAUUCAUUUUGGCACCGCGUAGAAGAGGAUGAUGUUUGUUGGGGCAACGACAGCAGCCUUUUAAUUCAGUGGGUGAAUCCUUACAGAAGGUGAUGCACAGGCGCACAUGUAUGUACAGAGAGAGAUGCAUAGAUGCAUGUGCUCGCAUUAGAGAUAUAGAUAAGGAAGGAGGCAUUUUUUCAGAAUGAUAAUGCCUGCGGUAUGGCACUGGUCAACCCAAUUUCUCAGGAAAAAAAUGGUAAUGUUACCUCCAGAAGAGAUGUUCAUGCAAAAAGGCAGGUUGUACAAUGACUAGAACCAACAGAUAUAAAGACUGACACCUUGCGAGAGAAACAUGGUCCCCCCACGGUAUCAUACUUGCCGAGUUCUCAAAAAAUAAAAUACAGAAAGAGAACGUCAGGGAAAGAAACGGUGGAAGGUAGUUUAAACAGAAAGCUCAGGCUCUGUAGCAAAUUAACUAACAAUCUUAUAGAGAGCUAAAUGCAGAUUCGCUUUGGGAUUCAGGGAAGGAAGCUUUACUUACAGCUGCUAAAGGUGCAUUAAGUGAAAAUCAAUCACAUAAGAAACACCAGGUGGGAAAUGGAGGCCUCAUGAAGCACUGAAGUAAAUAGAGAAGUCUUCAGUAAGAGACUAAAGUGGAUGUGGACCAAGUCAUUUAUGCAGAAAAGACGAGAGCUAGAAAAUGGCAGAUGUGAGAGACGUAUCACUGAAAGGCUCGUCCAGAAACCUGAACGCUAGAGAAGUUGAGAAAGAUAAUUGAUAAGCUGGCUUAAAUCCACAAUAAUUAAACAAAAACAUUGGAUAACGUUGUAACCAAUGCUAUUACUGACGAGAAAAGAAGAUUAACAUGUAAUCUGAAACAAAGCUUGUGUUUGAGAUUUGACUACGAAGAGACUGUCCCAGAGAACAUUUGCAGCCAUCGGCGCUGUAAAUGAAGUUGCAGUUCCAGCCGGCAGUGCAGAGGGAAGGAGAGUAGGGAAAAAAAGGUUCAUACACUCAACCUGUGGAAGCAUUAGGAGAUGAAGCGUUAGGAGAGCAAGCAGAAUAGUGGCAUUAGGAGCAUUUUUGAAGUAUUGAGAGAUGAAGGGGCUGAGGAAGAAGAAAAGGACACCUGACUACUAAAGGUAUGUCCAUCCUCCUCCACAUAAGUCAGAGCAAGCAUCUGUAAUAAAGACCUUUACGAAGUGAAAACUGGUUUUCACCAGGGCUCUGUACUCAACCUCCCUUUCACAUCGCAGGGACGGGUGUCACCAAAGAUCUGAAAUCAUCUGCCCCGUGGGUCAUGCGAGUUUUGCAAAGAGACUUCCCAACGUGAAGCAAAACUCUAGCAGAAUGAGAAAACUUCGUAGAAGGGCAAAGCAAACUGUGGUCCAUGGUGAUGACGAUGCUAGAAAGCGAUGUGAGGGGGAAACCUAGCUUUCUGCAUUUACUGAGAUGCACCCCGAGAUUCCCGAGGGCACAGCUCAAAGAAGAGAAAGCCGCGCAGGAGCUCCAGGGGCCCGACCCCGCCUGGAACUUCACAGGGUUUGCAGGACUCGGCCUCUCGAGCCUCCGGGGCAGCUGGUCGGGGCAGCUGAAGGGUGCAGGAAGCUCUCCUCCCAUCAAACAGACGUCUGCCACGAGCAAGUGGCGCAAUCUAUUACUGGCAUCGUAGCGACCACGAAUUUUAGGUAUUGGUGGUGCAACAAAAAGGCAUGGAGGUCCUUUUGCUUCACCUUUGUGACUCCCAGCAGCCCUGCUGGCUCCUUUCAGCUGUCGCUGCCGGCGUUACCUCUGCUGCUGGACCCGACCCUGGCCCUGCUGCCUGAGCAUCUCAGCUCGUUCAUCCCACAUCCGCUGCUGGGGGUGCUGGACAGAGCAGGCAUCUUCAUGGAGACUGGCUCGGGACCCCCACAGGCAGGGCAGGCUCAGCCGGGGGAUGAGAUGGGGUUGUGGGCAGGUGUAGAUGGGAUGAGAUGGGCUACGGGAGCAUAGGGAUUGGCAUCCAGGAGCGAGACAGGUGACUGGGGCUGAGCCUGGGGCCAGGGCCAGGAUUGUGGGGUAGCCCCAAUACAGUGGGACUGUGGAGCAGCGCGGCUCGGCCGUGCAGGGCACCCGUGAUGGAUCGUAACUGGAUUAGGCCACCCCGUGCUGCUGGGCUGCGCUGCAAGACAGACGUGCUGUACUCGGGCUGCCUGCACGUGUCUGUCCAGGUCACGGGUGCAGACUCUGUCCCCCUCCCAGGUUGGGCCAGGCACAGUCUGUCAUAUGGGGAGCAGCUCUGCUCUGGCCCCAGCCCUGUGCUGUCGUUGCCCCAUGAGCCUGGCCCCAACCCCUGCUGACCUUGGCCCCAUCCCAUCUGCCUGGCCAAGUGCGCCCUGCCCGAAGAGGUCCCAGAAUGGUGUAGACUAGGGAUGUGACAGGUGAAAAAGAUGAAUCGUUUAACCGAUAAACCCAGUGAUCACUGGUUGGCUUACCAGUUAUUGCUUAGCACAGGGGAGUGGUGCAGUCUGGCAGGGAAGGGGGAAGUCGUGCAGUGCCCCAGCAGGAGCCAGAGCGCAGCAGGACAGGCGGGAGGGAGGGCAAGGGGGACUAGUACCCAUAGCCUAUGCCUUCAAGAGGAAAACAGCAGGCACCCUAAUGGCUGAUCAAUUAAGCAAUUAGCUGCUCCUUUACAGCUGCUCCCUACCUCCCAGCAUGGGGCUUCGCCAGGGCUGUGCUGUCUGGCAGGGCUUGCCACCACCUCCUUCAAAAGGGCCCCAAGAGUCAGCUCCCAGCAGCACCUGUGUCCGAGCUGGUUAACUAUUUAACUAAUAUAAUUAGAGGAGAUUAAACAAAUUAUGUUUUAAACAGUCUUUACAUCUCUAGUUUACUAAUCUGCCGUGUAGGGAGUUUUGGGGAGCCGCUGCGGCUGGGGGGACAGGGGGUCUUCACCCAGCCCACAACAGCUCCCCAAAACUCCCUGCAUUAGGGUUACCAUAUUUCCAGUUUCAAAAAGGACAUCUGUGGGGGAGGGGAGCAGGGAAGGAGAGGGGGAAGGGGUAUCUGAUUGUGGAGGAAGCAGCGAUAUGUCUGACCCACUGUACCCCGUCCCCCAGACCAUGCUGAAACCCCGCACUCCCCACCCACAGCCCCCUGCCCCGCCAGCUCCGCUGCCCAUACAGCGCACUCGCACGUUCCCCCUCUCUCACCUGCCUGCCGCUGGGGGCUCUGCACACAGAGCACACCUUCAGAAACCCUGGGUGUAUGGUAAUCCUACCCGGCAUGGACCUCCAGCUCAAAUAAUUGCCCACCCCAGCCUUAGAGGAAGCCGAGGCAGUGCUUCCAGAGGCAGGGAGCACUGGACCUGCAGAUGCUGGGAGCGGCAUUUCUAGUCCCUGCCUCCCAGGCUGUCUGUACUUGGCAGCAAGCUUCUGUUCCCCCCCACCCCUGAGGCACUCCCUGUUGGCUUGGUUUCAAUGCAGUCUGUCUUGCUGGUAAAGCGUCUUGUGGAUCUUCAGGUCUCAGCUCCUCUGGCUCUUCCCCGCACCCUCACCUCUUGCUGGGCUUUGCCCUGCCUGCACACCCACACCCCACUGUAGCCUGUCCCUUGCUUACAGCCAUGGUCUCUCUCUGCUGUGGGCACCUACCCUGCUUCUCAUGCACUUGGCUUGGCCCCUCUCUCCAGAUCUUCCUGGGGGUGGCCUCAGCAGCUCCAGGUCUACAGGCCCUUCUUCAGGUGACUGCUCCUCAGUUGUGCUCAGGGUCCUUGCACUCAAAGAGCAUCCACCGGCUGCAGGCCUCACUGGCACAUUGAUCAUCGAUACUGCUCGUGCAAAGACUUUGCUAAAGCAUUGGCCAGGGUAGGCCUGGCCAGCGAAUCCGACUGAUGCCUGAACUCCUAGCACAAGCAAAACUUCGCAUGUGGCCAGAUGCUCGAGGGGGAGAUGGCUGUACAAGGUGGAGAAUAGUUCAGUACCCGGAUAAGGCUGGAAUGGGAACCCCUAGGUCCAGAUGUGGAGCAAGCCCAUGGUACAGGAUGGCUCAAGAUAUUGGGGGAAUGUAACAUGUAGUGUAUUUUGAACACUGUAUAAAACCAGGAUUAGAAAUAAAGGGAACUUUGUGUUGACCCAGAGGACCUGCAUGGUGCCAAUGCCUUGUCACGGGCAUAAGCACGUCGACACCUUAUCUGACUGUGUUAAGGCCACGUCUUCUAGACAUUAAACCUGGACAUACCUUUGCCACCAAACUGAGCCUGUGGUCGUUCUUUAAGACAAGA
Alligator mississippiensis (American alligator) is the source of this 9668-nucleotide messenger RNA. RefSeq lists its product as uncharacterized. NCBI's taxonomy places the organism in Eukaryota, Metazoa, Chordata, Crocodylia, Alligatoridae. The coding region runs from base 8 to 1147 and encodes 379 amino acids. The record is from RefSeq and is a predicted model, not a curated record. The transcript is spliced from 7 exons.